UGCGCUUCGCAUCUCCCCCAGGCUCCGCCUUCCCCCUCCCUCCGCCAUUCGUCGCCCUUCUCGCUGAGUUUGCGCGGAGUAGGCCUUUUUUUUUUUUUGCUUUUUUUUUUUUUCCCCUUUUUUUUUUUUUUUUCCCCUUUCCCUCAGCGCGUCUCGGCUUCCCCACCAUUUUGUGCCGCGAUCACAAGGUUAGCUGUGGGAGCGCGCCGUAACCUCCCUCGCGUUCGGGCUCGCAACGGGACCUCGAAGGGGCCUUGAUGGCGGAGAGUCAAUCAGCGGCCGGGCUGGGGGAGCUGACAUCCCCCGGAGGGGCCGCAGCGCUCGGCUCGGAACCCGAAACCCGGCGGCUGAGCGAGCUGCGGGUCAUCGAUCUGCGGGCAGAGCUGAAGCGCCGCAACCUGGACACGGGCGGCAACAAGAGCGUGCUGAUGGAGCGGCUGAGGAAGGCUAUUGAGGACGAAGGAGGAGAUCCGGAUGAAAUUCCCAUGGCUUCAGAACUGACCAACAAGAGGCUGUCAAAAAGAAUGAGCAAAGGUAGAAAAUCAGAAGAGGAAGGGUUGGAAGACAAUGGGCUGGAAGAAAACUCCAGAGAUGGGCAGGAGGAUAUUGAAGCAAGCCUGGAUACCUUACAAGACAUCGACAUGAUGGAUAUUAGUGUGUUAGAUGAGGCUGAAAUAGACAACAGCAGUGCUGUGGACUGUGGAGAAGACUAUAGUCCUGAUAACAUUCUGGAUUCACUGUCUGAUAAUAAAGACAAUGUUGAUGCUGAAAUGAAAGAACUUCCAGAUCAGCUAACAGAAAACGAGGAAGAUUAUGAUGAAAUUGAAAACAAUGUAGAUUCCUCUUCUGAUUUAAUUGAAAUGAAGAAAAUGGAGAAACUACACUUGGAGCCAGGUACUGUUAAAGAAAAGCAUAUUCCUGUCUUUUCAACUAAUGCUUUUUAAACCAUUAACUGUUUAAAACAAACAAACAAACAUAGAGUUUGCGUUAUUCUUAUGAUGGACAACCCAGAUCGUGCAGGGUCAUAGAGAUUGGAAACCCAAUCAUAUCCCCAGAUCUGUCAAGUGAUGCUUGUCAUCUCUGAAAUAUUUUCAGUGAUAUGAAAUGGUUUAAAAACCUGUUAAGCUACAUAGAUGGAUGUAGAGAAGGUAAUGACAGUUUAAGAGCUAAGCAAUCUGCCUCUAAACAGAUCUUGUGAUAUCGCACACACCUUAACUCCUUAGCGAGUAGGGAGCAGUGACAGCAGUAAAAAGACAUUGUAGGGCAUUAGAAUGUAAAGCUUAGUUACUGGAUACAGAAGAAAGAAGAGAGUUUCUUCAUGGAAAUUUCAUACAGAUACUUUUCACUUUGUGGACUGCAAACACACUCAUGCACCAUCAGAAGAAGCCCAGGUUUCAUGUUGGACUGUCUGCUAAAAGAAUGUCACAGAGAUUUAAAAAUUGAACCCUCAGUGCUUUGCUAUGUUCAGUUAAGCGUCUCGGACUGUGGAAGCUAACUAGAGAAGAAACAGCUGAACGAUUUCGUGAAGAAUAUCAAGGAUGAGCCAGAAGGUUUUGUUAAAUCUGUGGGGGAUUUUUCUUCCCUGUUAACGUGUGAGGGCUGAUGCA
This is a messenger RNA of Centrocercus urophasianus (Greater sage-grouse), 1607 nucleotides long. RefSeq names its product scaffold attachment factor B1-like. Gene Ontology annotation, cellular component: nucleus. NCBI's taxonomy places the organism in Eukaryota, Metazoa, Chordata, Aves, Galliformes, Phasianidae. The coding region runs from base 258 to 944 and encodes 228 amino acids. Gene Ontology annotation, molecular function: sequence-specific DNA binding. The record is from RefSeq and is a predicted model, not a curated record. The transcript has 6 exons. Gene Ontology annotation, biological process: regulation of transcription by RNA polymerase II; regulation of mRNA processing.